Messenger RNA from Lactuca virosa, 456 nucleotides. NCBI's taxonomy places the organism in Eukaryota, Viridiplantae, Streptophyta, Magnoliopsida, Asterales, Asteraceae. The record is from the annotation of a GenBank genome assembly.
AUGUUGGUGACGAUACUGUUGGAUGACGCUUACGCUGGAAAUGCAACAUUGAACCUUUUCGCGCUACGUCACCUGUUGUUAUCGAGAUUGCUGAUGGUGAUGAGUUGUCAGCGACAGAGGCGAUUUGUUCACACCGUCGAAGGAGAACAAUCGUUGCGGAAGGUCGCUCCACCUCGCCCUCGACUUCGAAUGACGUCCCGCCGCGUUUGUGGCUGCCGGUGUGGAGAGGGAAAACAUGCGGCGCUGGUGUUGUCCUCUGGUAGUGGCUCCGGGCCAUCCGAACCGGGCGUCAUGGCUCAAUCUACUGACGCCAUGCAUGCUGCCAUUAGGGAUUUCGCUGGGACGGACUCCGCAUCUUAUCUUAGACUGGGCGAGCUUGGUUUUGCUGAUCUCCACCAAUUCUGUUCUGAGGAGGAGGACGAUGUUCCAGACGAAGGCGUUGAGGGCAGCGUGUGA